AUCAUUGCACUCACACACCCAUCUCUGCACUCUUUCAGCGUGCAUAUUGCUGUAGAAAACUUACAAGAACAAAAAUGGCCAGAAGAGUGGAUGUCAUGGUCUCCCCCAAAAAGCUGCUCAUUGAGAUUUUGGGUGUACUACUUUUGGCUCAGGGUGUUGCAGCAGUGACCAGGCAUUACUCAUUCAAUGUGAGGCAGAAAAAUGUUACUCGACUCUGCAAGACAAAACCAUUGAUUACAGUGAAUGGCAAAUCUCCAGGACCUACAAUUGUUACUCGUGAAGGAGAUCGUCUUGUGAUUAAAGUUCAUAAUCAUGUGAAAGACAACGUCUCAAUUCACUGGCAUGGAGUUAGGCAGAUGAGAUCUGGGUGGGCUGAUGGACCUGCUUAUAUAACCCAAUGCCCAAUCCAAACAGGAAUGACUUAUGUUUACAACUUCACGGUGACUGGACAGAGAGGAACUCUAUGGUGGCAUGCUCAUAUAUCUUGGAUAAGAGCCAGUGUACAUGGAGCCUUUAUCAUCUAUCCCAAAUUACAUGUUCCAUACCCAUUUCCAAAGCCACACAAGGAAGCGACUAUAAUUCUUGGGGAAUGGUGGAAUACAGAUACUGAGAAAGUGAUCGCUCAGGCUCUUCAAAAUGGAGGAGGACCCAACGUCUCAAAUUGCUACACUCUUAAUGGACAUCCUGGGCCUCUUUACAACUGCUCGGCUAAUGAUACAUACAUUCUGAAGGUAAUUCCAGGGAAGACCUACCUUCUCCGUAUCAUUAACGCUGCUCUCAAUGAUGAAAUGUUCUUCAGUAUUGCAAACCACUCAGUGACAGUUGUAGAAGUGGAUGCAGUAUACACAAAACCCUUCAAAACAGACAUCUUUCUCAUCACACCAGGCCAAACAACUAAUGUGUUACUCACAGCCCACCCAAACACAUCCCUCCAUCAUCACAAAAACUUCGCCAUUGCAGCUCGGCCUUACGCAACAGGCCAGGGAACAUUUGACAACACCACCAUAGCGGGCAUUGUCACAUAUUCCAAAAAGACGCACUUCAACUUCACCCACUUCAAAAAUUCCUCCCUGCCAAAACUCCCAGCCUUUAACGACACAAACUUUGCCACAAACUACACCCUGAAGCUAAAAAGCCUGGCAAACGCACAGUAUCCUGCAGCAGUGCCCAAGACUGUAGACAGAAAAUUCUUUUUCACAGUGAGUCUAGGCCAAAACCCUUGCCCAAAAGGCUUUAAAUGCGGAGCCCCCAACAAUACCAAAUUCACAGCCUCCAUCAACAACAUAUCUUUUGUCAUGCCCACUGUUGCUCUUCUGCAAUCACAUUACUCUGGCAAGAUGAAGGGGAUUUACAAGACCAAUUUUCCUGACAAUCCUCCCUUUGUUUUUAACUACACUGGGACUCCUCCCAACAAUACUUCUCCCAUGAAUGGGACAAGGGCAAAGGUUCUCAAGUUCAAUACCACUGUGCAGCUGAUAUUGCAGGACACAAGCAUUGCUGGGAUUGAGAGCCAUCCUCUGCAUCUUCAUGGCUUCAAUUUCUUCGUUGUGGGUCAGGGAUUUGGAAACUAUAAUAAGACCAAGGACUCACCCAAAUUUAAUCUGGUUGAUCCGAUCGAAAGGAAUACUGUAGGUGUGCCUAAUGGAGGAUGGGUGGCUUUGAGAUUCAGGGCUGAUAAUCCAGGUGUAUGGUUCAUGCAUUGCCAUUUGGAGGUCCACACCUCAUGGGGGUUGAAGAUGGCUUGGAUUGUUAAGAAUGGGAAGGGGCCAUUACAAUCUCUUCCUCCUCCUCCUGCUGAUCUUCCUCCCUGCUAAGACUCGAAAUAUUUUAUACAUUACUUAUUUCAAUUAUAUUUUUUUAAAAGACCAGAGCUCUUUUCUAAUAAGUUGGGGAGGAUGCCACCUAGAAUGUCUGUGCCUAUCAUAAAGCUCUCGGAGUGUGCCAAGUUGCUUCAUUGCACAGUUUUUCUGUGAGAGCAUGGCUAUAUUAUUACUAGCGACAUUUGGUAUUGUAUUGUGCCAAUAAGAAUACCGAAUUUAAAAUUGUUGUAUUUUGUGUUGUAGUGACAACUGUUUUUUCAAUAAAAUUAUAUUUUUUUGAAUUUUA
Messenger RNA from Cryptomeria japonica (Japanese cedar), 2106 nucleotides. Its product is annotated as laccase-4. Gene Ontology annotation, molecular function: hydroquinone:oxygen oxidoreductase activity; copper ion binding. Gene Ontology annotation, biological process: lignin catabolic process. Lineage: Eukaryota; Viridiplantae; Streptophyta; Pinopsida; Cupressales; Cupressaceae. The transcript is spliced from 6 exons. Bases 75 to 1814 code for a protein of 579 amino acids. The record is from RefSeq and is a predicted model, not a curated record. Gene Ontology annotation, cellular component: apoplast.